AUGACCCACAGAAAUAACACCAGAAUAACUGAAUUUAUUCUAUUGGGAUUUGCAGUUCGACAAGAACUACAGUAUGUCCUCUUUCUAGUGUUUCUGGUCAUUUACAUGACUUCUCUAGUGGGCAAUAUUGGAAUGAUUCUGCUCAUCAAGUUUGAUGCCCGCCUUCACACUCCCAUGUACUUUUUCCUCCAAAACUUGGCUGUGGCUGAUCUCUUUUACACCUCUUCCAUCACUCCCAAAACAUUACUAAACUUCCUGGUCUCAGACAAAUCUAUCUCAUUCUCUGGGUGUGUGAUGCAAUUAUAUGUUUAUGGCAUAUUUGUCACAAGUGAAUUAUAUCUUCUGGCUGCCAUGGCUGUAGAUCGUUAUGUGGCGAUCUGCAACCCACUCCGUUAUUCAGUUGUCAUGUCUCAGAGGGUCUGUAUCUUCCUGGUCACUGGAUCCUUUCUCAUGGGUUCUCUGAAUGCCACCACAAAUAUAGGCUUUCUUUUUUCACUGUCCUUCUGCAAUUCCAACAUAAUCAAUCAUUUCUUUUGUGAUUUGCCCCCAAUCCUGACACUUUCCUGUUCUAAUAUUUAUUUCAAUGUCAUGUUGUUAAUCAUUUUUGUGGGCUUUAACUUGUCAAGUACCUUGCUGGUUGUUUUCUUCUCCUAUAUUUACAUUCUGGCUGCCAUACUGAGGAUACCCUCAGCCACAGGGAGACACAAAGCCUUCUCAACUUGUGCCUCCCACUUCAUUGCUGUCACCAUUUUCUAUGGCACUCUCUCUUACAUGUAUUUACAGCCGUCAUCCAGUGAAACAGAAGAGAAUGAUAAGUUAUCCUCUGUCUUUUAUGGUAUUGUGAUACCCAUGCUGAACCCUCUGAUUUACAGUCUGAGGAACAAGGAGGUAAAAGAGGCUGUAAAAGUUCUCUUAAAAAGAGGUUCCUGA
Messenger RNA from Monodelphis domestica (gray short-tailed opossum), 930 nucleotides. Its product is annotated as olfactory receptor 5AK3-like. Gene Ontology annotation, biological process: G protein-coupled receptor signaling pathway. Gene Ontology annotation, molecular function: G protein-coupled receptor activity; olfactory receptor activity. The record is from RefSeq and is a predicted model, not a curated record. Gene Ontology annotation, cellular component: membrane. NCBI's taxonomy places the organism in Eukaryota, Metazoa, Chordata, Mammalia, Didelphimorphia, Didelphidae.